UGCUCGUCUUUUUAUUGUUUGACAGAAAGAGUCGGAAAACGGAUGUACGAUCGUUCUCUUGCUAGUCCUAACGUGGUGUAAAGUUGCCGUGUUUCCAUUUGCCUAGCAGUGAAAAAGUAGUUAAAACCCGGGAAAAAGCACCGAAAUGGCCGACGAAUACUUUUACGGAGCAACCUUGAAGGAUGGCAACAAAACGGUGACCUGGGACCCAGACACCAAAGCCGAAGGUUACCCGCGUACACACAAGCUGAUCAUCAAGCAGUGCAUCCUGGGACACGAGGCUGCCGCUGAUGAGUUCAACGUCGUGCAGGUAGAGACAAUGACCAUUCGGGACACCCUGCGCAUUCCCAUCGCCGUGCUGAAGGUUGGCGAAGCCCGGCAGUGCCGCUUGGAUCUGGAAUUCUCCGAUUCGCCAGUCACGUUCACACUGGUGGAAGGCAAGGGACCGGUGCACAUCCACGGACAGCAUUUGCUCGGAUCGCUGGUCGAGGAGUUCGAGGACAUGGAAGAGAUGGAAGAGGAAGUUCCAGAAGAGGAAGAAGAUGACGAGGAUGACGAUGAGGAGGGUGGCCCACAGAAGAAGAAGCAAAAGCUCACCAACAACUCCAAGGGCAAGCCAGGUGGUCUUCCCGCCGGCAGUAAUAGUGCCAAAAACAGCAAAAAGAAAUAAGCUUAUUACCUCCUGAACACCUUGGAACACUACGAACUAAUGCACCCAUACACAAUGACUGUAAGUGUUUAUGUUCGUAUCUCUUCCUUUCCUCCUGUCCCCCACAUAAAAUCCCACUCCUUUUAAAAUCUAAACAUAAAAACUAUACACAUCUAGAACAGCAGCAGCAUUCAACAACCAAUAGGAAUUGUAAGUCGAGUAAAGUCAUUUAAUCAAUGCACAGUAAUCACUCGGAGUAAAUAUUAUACCGUUCCUUUUUCAAUCAAUAAAUUCAAACAAAAACAGAGGAAGCAGAUUGCUUCCUCGACUAAACAAAACAAUCCUACAUUUAAUAUUAAAACAAAGUAAAACUUAGUUCGUAAGAAAUCACCCUUUCUGUCCCCGAUACCACGCUGUGUUUUCCGUUUCCGAUGUAUAUUUUCCUGUCGGCGCCUGCAUAUCUGUAUCCCGGGUGUGCCGUUUUAAAAAAGGGUAGAAUUCUCUGAACAGCAUUCAUUCAGUGAGUUUUGACUCUACACUGUAGAAUACCUCUUGAAUAUCCUGGGGAAGGGACUAAUCAUGACGGCCACUGACUAUCAUCAGGCAGGCAGGCAAUGGCAAAAAGUGUAGCGAGGAAUAUGAAAGCGGCAAAGUUAGCGGAUUAAGAAGGUACAACAAACGUGAGAAAAUAAAAAGAAAUAAAAA
Aedes aegypti (yellow fever mosquito) is the source of this 1354-nucleotide messenger RNA. RefSeq names its product nucleoplasmin-like protein. NCBI's taxonomy places the organism in Eukaryota, Metazoa, Arthropoda, Insecta, Diptera, Culicidae. The transcript is spliced from 2 exons. Gene Ontology annotation, biological process: chromatin remodeling. The coding region runs from base 146 to 670 and encodes 174 amino acids. Gene Ontology annotation, cellular component: cytoplasm; nucleolus; nucleoplasm. Gene Ontology annotation, molecular function: histone binding; RNA binding; chromatin binding. The record is from RefSeq and is a predicted model, not a curated record.